Pocillopora verrucosa is the source of this 1121-nucleotide messenger RNA. RefSeq lists its product as uncharacterized. Gene Ontology annotation, molecular function: protein binding. Gene Ontology annotation, cellular component: cytoplasm; nucleus. The record is from RefSeq and is a predicted model, not a curated record. Lineage: Eukaryota; Metazoa; Cnidaria; Anthozoa; Scleractinia; Pocilloporidae.
ACGAAAAAACGUGGGCCGCUUCUUUGUGGGCGAACUUAAAACAGAACAGAACAGUGGGUUAACCAAGUACGAUGAAAAAGCUGAGCGAACACAAGACUCAAUUUAUCGACGACAACAAGCUUAGAAUUAUGAGAUUCAAAGAGAGUGUAGCAUCUCUUUGGAAGACAGAUAAAGCUAGCCAUGAAGCGACAGGCCUCCGCAGGACGUGUUCAGAAAGUAUUUUGUUCCGUAACGACUGGCUGCAACGACUAAAGCACUUCAACUUGGCACAUCGUAACAUUGAAGAAACAGGAAACAAAACCAACGAAACUCUUCGAAGGACCAUUAAAGUUGAACACAACGUUUCUCCGCGACAAAAGAAUAGAGUUGAAUUAAAACCAGUGAAAUCUUGUCUUCGGACGACGGAACAGCUAAGCGGUCAGAGCAAGGAAUCGACACCAUGUCAAAUUUGCAGACGUGUCACAUUUUCGACAUACGCAUUGAUUCUUCAUGCCGCGGGGCAGAACUCUGUUACUGAGCUGAAAGAUCUCUUGGAUAGAAAGCCCUUGCACAUUAAUAAACCAAGUUCCUCUGGCGAAACUGCCCUUCACAAAGCCGCGGCGAAGGGGAGUUUAGACUGUGUUAAACUACUUGUUCAGCGAGGAGCAAAUGUUAACAAGGUUGACAAAGAAGGUAGAACUCCUCUCCUAAUCGCUUGGGAGAAGGGACAUUUUGACUGUCACAGAUAUAUGCUAGAAUCUCUUAAAAUUUGCGACAACGAUUCGCCAUGCUAGCUUUCCGAUGAGUCUUAAAAUAUUUGUAAAUAAAAGUGAUUUUAAAUAUAUUUCCGCUCUUGGAAAUUGAAUAAUGAGCUUUUUUGUGAUGCUCUACAGCGGUGUAUUUACGUUAACUAUCUGAAAAACUUAUAUUUUCACAGACACUGUAAAUAAGAAUAAUAUUUCCUGACCCUAAUUUUGCAAGAGUUUAGAAUCGUAAAGACUUAAACAAAUGUAAAUAGAAUGACAUGAACUAGAAGUAAUUUAGAAUAUUUGCUUUAACUUAUGCGCGCGCUUACAGCUUUGUUGCUAUGAUGGGCCAUAUUCUUGCCAUGUCCAGAAACUUUAUUGGAAAGAGUAAAAAUA